Molecule: messenger RNA, 2537 nt
Organism: Diabrotica balteata
Lineage: Eukaryota; Metazoa; Arthropoda; Insecta; Coleoptera; Chrysomelidae
Source: the annotation of a GenBank genome assembly
ACGAGACAGAUGACGGCCGGACACUCUUGAAACUUCGGGUGAUUCUCGGAAUCCUAAUAUUCCUGUUUUCAUUUAUCCCCAAAGUGGCUUUUCCCCAAAAUGCUAAGAUUUAUUAAAAGGAUUCCUAAUAAAAAAAAUUGGAAAAAAUGUACCCCAGCAUUGACAGUAUAUCGUACUAUACAUUGUAAUUAUAACAAUAAUGCAAAAUAUACCACAUCAGGAAGAUCCUAUAGCCAAGGCUCAAAACAAUCUGAGCAAGGUAGUGGAGGUGGUGGCAAAGGAUUUUUCUUAACAGUUGGGGCAUUAAUUACAGCUGGAGGAGCCACCUUGGCAUAUGCUAAAUAUGAUCCAGAUUUCAGGAAAACCCUAGUAGGCUUUGUACCUUUCACUGAUGAUGUAAUAAAAACAUUGUGGCAGGAAGAUAACAUACAGUCAAGUAAUAUCCUAUCUUCUUAUUACGAAAGUUCAAAGAAUGCCAUUUUUGACCUAUUCACAGGCAAGCCUACUAAAGAAAGUAAAUACAUUAGUACUAAAGAAAUUUCUGAGUUGCCAUCGGAAUAUAAAGCUCCUCCGCCAAUUCUACCAGUAAUAGAAAAAGAAAUGAAAAAACCGCCUCCGCCUAGCUAUGCUGAAAUUAGACUAGAGAAAAUAGAAAGUGGAAAACUAGAACCUGUUGUGGAACUAGCUGGAGAACCAAAACCCAAACCUAUAGAAGUAAAUUCGGAUAGCCCAACCGCCGAAAAUUUAGCAAAACUCGAGGAAGACAUCCGUGUAUCCGCAGAAGAAGCUGUGAACGCUUUUAACAAGGCAGUUUUUAUUAUAAGAUCGUACAAUGCAGACAUAGAGUACAUUAUAGAGGAAGCAGUGAAUGAAAUUAAACCGGAGACUUGGGAAUCACUUAAGUCCAAGACGAGGUCUAAACACGAGUGUGUAAGAAGGGCGACAGAAAAAGCCGAAAUCGCUGUUAGAGACAUAAACAAAUUGAAAGAAAUUGUUUCCAAACCAUCAUUCGAUGCUGAUCCCAUUACCAAACAGACGAUCCAAAGUAAUAUUACCAGAGUUCAAGAAGACAUAGAACACGCCAAGAGGGAAUUUGAACGUGAACAAAAGUUGGGCAGUGUAGCCGAAAAGUAUUGGGACAAAGUAGAAAAAGCUAGACAAAACUUUUCCGAAGAAUUGGAGAGUCUUUUUCCUACGAUAGAUCUUUCGAAAAAACAUCUCUGCGUGCCUGAAGAGGACUUAGAUCUUUUUGUUCUUCACACGUACGCUCACGUAUUAUAUUAUCAAAAAGAGUUGGCUAAGAUGGAAACCAUCGUUCAAGAACGAUUGAGGGCUGCGACCGAAGUCGCCAGACAAGGAGGCGGUGAAGUUUUGAACAACGCUCAAAUUUGUGAGGCAGUAGAACAAGAGAAGAGGAGACUUACAUUAUGUUUCCAACAGCAGGUAUUGAAAUUAAGAAAACAACAUGAGUUAGAACUUAGAGAACAACUUAAGAGGCAAUCCCAGACUUUCACUGACCAUUUAGAUGAAGCAGUUAGAAGACGGGCUGAAGAAAUCGAGAGAGAACUGACUAAAAAGUACGACGAAUUGUUAGAAGAAGAAAGGUGCAAGGCUAAAAUUCAAUUGGCAGCCAUUGUUGGGCGUCUGAAGGGACUAGAUGAAGCUAUAACAGACAGGGACACUUUGUUAACAGAAAAAAAUACCGCAGACGCAGCUAGUAGACAGGCUCAAGUAUUGUGGAGCGCAUGUCAAUCUUUGUUGCGAGCGAUUAAAGCUGGUUGUCCGGGAUUAUCUUGGAAAGAACAAAUUAGACCUUUAGAACCGGAAAUAACAGCUGUACAAAAAGCAGCAGCUGAUCAGGAUGAAUUGGUCUCCGCCGUGAUACAAGGCAUUCCUAAAGAAGCGAGAGAAAGAGGCGUCUACCCCGAAGAUGCAUUGAGGGAGCGGUUCUUAAAAGUAGAACAAGUCGCCAGGACAGUCGCAUUAAUUCCAGAGGAGGGUGCAGCACUACCGGUCCACUUGUUGUCAUAUUUGCAGUCGUUAAUCCUUAUCAAGGCCGCUAGUCCUAUUCCUCAAAGUGAACUAAAUAAUGAAAUAAUAGACGUUUCGACUUUAAACACAAACGAUAUUCUUCAAAGAGCCAGGUAUUGGUUAGAUCGAGGUGACUUUACACAGACGUUGCGGUAUAUGAAUUUACUCAAAGGUGCUCCUAGGUGCGUGGCAAAGGAAUGGAUGGACGAGACUAGAAUUUAUUUGGAAACCCAACAGGCCGCAAACACGCUGAUGGCAUACGCCGCCUCUAGCGGUUUGGCGUACUUGUGAUGUGUAUAAAGAACAAAAUAAAAAAAUUUCAAUAGUUCAAUCAUGUAAUUUCUGAUCGAUUGUUAUAUAUUAUUUAUUUCCAAUAUUUGUCAUCAACUUACUUUUUUAAAUAUAUUACAUUUUAGCCACCAUUGUUGUUAUUUGACUAUCAGAAUUGUUAUUCUUUGGUUUAGCCUUUUAUGAAAAACAGGUUAAAUAAAAUUAUUAAAAAUUUU